ACGUUCGUUUCUGGUGUGACACGUGUUUGUUUCCCGCGAAAUCAGCCAGUCUCCGUGUGAAGAUUGCUGGAAGGAUUCUGUUGUUUCGCGGUUGUGAGAGGAUCGAACAAUUUUACAAAUGGAUAAAGAGUUAUUUCGUAAGCUAGCUUCAAAGAUCGGGAUAACAGCUGUUAAAGUAUUGAGCCAAGCAGAAGAGUACAUGCGAUUAUCCCAAGUGAAAUGCGUUGGACUGGGUUCUGUGACAGCCACCAGCAAGGCCCUUAUUUGCCUUGAGUUGGCAGCGACUUCAAUGAAAUUUCCUGUAGACAAGGAGUAUGCCAUCAAACUAUCUGGACUGAGUCCUAAGGUUUACUCCAGCAAUUUGAAGGCUAUGGAGUGCAUGCUGGGCCUGCAGUCAAACCUGGGUCUCAGAGAUCUUGCAGUGCAGUAUGGGUGUUUGGAAGCAGUUAAAGUGGCCUCUCAGAUCCUUCAACGGUAUGAGACCAGUUUGCCCGCUGCUCAGCAACAAGACCUUGACCUGUCUAAACCUCUUUUCACCACAGCAGCUCUAUAUGCAGCAUGCAAGUGCAUGAAAAUCAGAACUGACAGGAAAUUAGCCUCUUCAUCUGGAGCAAAGAAGGGCAUCUUUGACCGGCUAUGCACACAGUUUCAGAAAUUUGGACAGGAGAUCAGCAAUGAGGCUUCAUCUUUGGAGAAACCAGUCAAAACUGCUCAAAAGAGGCAGAAGACUCUCACUGAACUGCUAGAAACAGAAGACGAUUAUGGGAAGCCUGCAACAUCUCCUAAGCAAGAGCGAGUUGAAAAGACAGAGGAGGAAGAGACACAACAUUAUGAGGACUGGAAAAGAAAAAUCCUUGAAAAUGCUUUAAAAGUGAAGGCUGUAGAUUCUUGAACUCUAAGGUUUUAAGUUUCCAGUUUAUUUAAUUAUGGUUCUGCAUAAUGUCAACUUUGAGUUGGAUUUAAUAUUCUACCAAGAGAAGUUGCCUGCCCCCCUCUGGCUUCUUGUGUUUAACCGUUUCAUCCUUAUACAGACAUUUCCAGAGGAAUUGAGGCGCACUUGUUUUUUUUAUUGCCAUUUGCCAGGUCAAAGACUAUUACUAUUUUAGAUAUUGUGCAAAGAUUUACCAACUGUUAAGUUCCUCAUUUUAGAUAAUGUAUCGAAAACGACAAGAUUUGUCAUUAAUUAAUUUAGUUUGAGUGCUAAUGUUUGAAUUUGUGUUUAGUCCAUCAUGGUUUGGAUGAUUGUGUAUGGUGACAAUAUGACUUCAUUUCUCAGUUUUCUGUGGUAUUCCUUUGAAUCACAUUAAAAUCUCAUAGGAGGUUUAUAAUGCAUUCAAGAUCAUCUAGAUGUGUUUUAUCAAUUUGUUUCAAUAAUACAUGGCUCAUCUGCUUCCAGUUUGAUUUUAAUGUGAAUAAAAUGUGUUCGUGACAA
This is a messenger RNA of Megalobrama amblycephala (Wuchang bream), 1432 nucleotides long. RefSeq names its product origin recognition complex, subunit 6 (gene orc6). The transcript is spliced from 7 exons. The coding region runs from base 119 to 892 and encodes 257 amino acids. Gene Ontology annotation, molecular function: DNA binding. Gene Ontology annotation, biological process: DNA replication; DNA replication initiation. Gene Ontology annotation, cellular component: nuclear origin of replication recognition complex. The record is from RefSeq and is a predicted model, not a curated record. NCBI's taxonomy places the organism in Eukaryota, Metazoa, Chordata, Actinopteri, Cypriniformes, Xenocyprididae.